ACAUAAGUAGGGUACCCAGAGUCAAGAGCAUAUGCAUCUCUCAUUCAGCUAGUACACACACACACACACACACACACACACACACACACACACACACAACACACAAACACAAACUCAUAUGCACACACAGGAGCAAAACUGCAAUGCAUACACAUACAUACACAAUGUACACUCUCUCCUUAUAAUCCAAAGCCCCAUAGCAGUUGAUAUACGUAUCUCUGCAGUUGUAUUUUUGCAGGAUGCCCAGUGUGUGUGAGGUGUCAUUAGCUCCACGUAAAGAAGGCACAGGAUGAACCCCAGGCUGGUCAGGUCCAGUGAGUCAGUGGAGCUUGCCUGGGCAUGUCCCACUGUCACAGCAAACACUAACGCUGCCAUGUGUCCUGUGACUGUUACGCUGUAGCUCUAACACGGGCUGCCAGUCCUGCCACCUUUCACCAUUACAGCUUUUACAAAGCCUGGGUGCAUCUGCAAAUAUCACAGGGGUAUCCACCUAUUAGAAUGACACCAAAACUUUAACACAACACUGAACUACAGUCAUUCUUCAGUAUGCCAUACAACCAUAUAUACAUGGACAAGGGCCAGGGCAAUGAUGAAAACCGAGCCAAAUGUCACAUAAUCUGAAAUUAUAAAUGAUUAUGUAAAGAUUCAAACAGGUCUGCUUAAUUUCUCUGUUUUUACUCGCGUAUAAAACUUUCGUCUGUUUUUUCAGUAGAGUUCGCGAUGCCUGCAUUUCAGUGGCGCGCGUCACAGCCGCGUUCCUCAUUAGCAGCGCUGACGCUGCGCCCGCUGCGCCCGCGUGGAUGCAUGGGUCCCGUGCAGCCGCUGAGCAGCGGCGUCCACCUGUUCUUGCUUCGUGUUUUCGGCCCCGGCUCCACGUGAAAGAAGCCGGGGUGGGGGCUUGGGGGUGGUGGUGUACACUACUCCUGGCAGCAGCCAAUCAGCGUCCAGCUGCGGCCCCAGCUGUAUAAAAGAACGUGGUCCCUUAGCAGACGUCAGUGACCCGGCAGCUACAGUGUGGGAAGAGCGAGCUUCACGUGGGCAGCAGCGAGGGUAUUAAUACGCGUUAUAACUGUCAUUGCCAAGUCAGCAAUCUGUGAUAUAACCUGCAAAAUCGUUUUAAGUUAUCAGCUGGACCCAAGUUAUCACUGAGACCAGAACCUCUGAAGAUUCGUAUAUCGGGACGUCGUUAACAAAGAAAAGCAGCCAAGAUGCGUCUGGUUCAGAACAUGUCCACGAUCUCGGAGUAUCCGACCCCGGACAACUCAUCCAACAGUGUCAUUAAAAUCGCGGUGGUUGGCGGCAGCGGAGUUGGGAAAACCGCACUGGUUGUCAGAUUUCUCACGCGGCGCUUUAUUGGAGAUUACGAGAGAAAUGCAGCUACCCUGUACUCCAGAGAAAUCCAGGUGGAUGGAGAGCAGGUAGCAAUCCAGGUCCAAGACACGCCUGGCGUUCAUGUGGGUAAUGGCCUGAGCUGCCAGGAUCAUGUGACCCGCUCCAUCCAAUGGGCCGACGCAGUGGUCCUGGUGUAUUCGGUGACAGACAGCCGGAGCUUCGAGCUGAUUGGCCAGCUGCACCAGCAGGUGCGCGUCUUGCUCCCGGACCCCCAGGUGCCCGUCCUCCUGCUGGCCAACAAGGCGGAGCUCCUGCACCUGCGGCAGGUGGAUGGGCAGGCGGGGCCGCGGCUGGCCCACGCGCUGGGCGUGGCCUUCUGCGAGGUUUCGGCCAGCGAGAGCUACAGCGAGGUGCACCGAGCCUUUCGGCUGCUCUGCAAAGGGCUGGCCACGCCCCCCGGCACGGCCACGCCCCCCACCACCGCGCCAGAGAAGAGGAGGGCCUCCCUCAUGCCCCGCCCCAAAUCUCCCAACAUGCAGGACCUGAAGCGGCGCUUCAAACAGGCGCUGUCCGCCAAGGUGCGAACGGUCACCUCAGUGUGAGUGGGCGUGGCCUGGGGCGAGGCCCUUUAAACAGAGGCAGGAGGGGAGGCCAGGACACGCCCCCUUCAGGGCAGGGCGGGGCGGGGCCCGGGGCGAGCAGGCGAGUCACAUGCCCCAUGCUGAGAGAGACUGAUGACCUGUGACCCCAAAUCCCCCAAUAUGCACGCGGUGCUGGACAGCGACUCUUGACCUUUAACCCCGUGUGACACCAGUCUGAACUCUGAUUGAGGAAGUGUGCCUGUGCAUAUGUGCGUGCGUUUACCCAUGAUCUUCUGUUACUGCAGAGAUCUAAGAAGCCGCGUUUGCGCAAUGGUUGUGCGGGGGGGGGGUUUCUCUCCUGGCAACAGACAUUUUGAAGGCCACAGGUGGACGUUUACAGAUGCUUCCUUUCGAGAGGAACCCUAUUUUUCUGUCAAGGCUGAUGAUUGGUGAACAGGACAGAAGCGCUUAGUGUGUGAAACAAUGUCAUGCACACUCCUGUAUCUACGUGUGUGUAUGUGCAAGUGUGUGAGUGAGCGUGUGUACGAGGUGUGAUUGAGUAUUUGUGCACUUUAAGAUACGCAAUGUGAGAAGAAGUUUAUUUUUUUAGCUGAACACUUCAGAUGUGUGUGUGUGUGUGUGUGGGGGGGGGGCACGGCUCACUGUGUUUCAAAAUAAAACUUAAUGUUCUUUGAUUUGUUUGUGGAUUCAAGGAGCUGCACACACUCGCACACACUUACACUCACAUGCAUACACACACACACCCAUAUACACACAUACAAAUACUGUAUACACACACACACACAC
Molecule: messenger RNA, 2720 nt
Organism: Anguilla rostrata (American eel)
Lineage: Eukaryota; Metazoa; Chordata; Actinopteri; Anguilliformes; Anguillidae
Gene: rasl11b
Product: RAS-like, family 11, member B
Exons: 4
Coding region: 1209-1934 (241 amino acids)
Molecular function (GO): GTPase activity; GTP binding
Source: RefSeq, a predicted model, not a curated record